UGCAGACGCCUUGCGAGACAACAGAAGAACUACAACAAAAACCCCUCCGUUUGCUCAUGGAAAAAACACACAGCCCUCAAGAUUUCUCGGAAGCCCUUUGAGGCUCUCAAGUAUUAGCGUUUACUAACAGAGCGAGGAGCCACGCUCGGCCUAAAGGCAGUCAGUGAAGCCGAGCCGCUCGAAAAAUUUCACCCAGGUGUCGGUGUUUGUAUUUUGUGAGGGUAAACAUAUUUUGUAGCCCGUUAGCAAAGCGACUUCCUCUCGUGUCUAUGAGGAGCAGAUGCUUCGUUAGCUGCCUAAAGCUGGAUUAUAACGCUACUUAAAACGCGUUUACAAGAUCUUGCCAAAGUCUGUUAUUGGUUCUUAUUUCAGUUUGACAGCUUGGAAGCUGAUUAUGAUAAUUGAUACCAACUGGUGAGAAGAAGCAUGGAGCUGUACUGGUACAUAGUCGUCAUAAUAUUUAUUAUGAUUAAGAUCUUCUUCUACAUCUGCUGGUAUCGCUCAAGGCAAAGACAGCUGGCUGCGUACCUCAGCAAUCCCCGAAACGCUCAGAUCGUCAUUGUUGGAGGACGAGCGUACCUGCACCAGAUCUGUGAGAGGCAAAAUACAUCAAUCUGGCCCAAUUGGUACGGAGUUCAGGACGACGGCUCGGUGGGCGAACCCUCCGCCUCUCUUCCACCAUCAUCCUCGCUUUCUCAUCUGGACAUGCCUCCUCCAUAUGAGGCGGUGUCUGGAGCAAAUGACCUGAAGCCUCCACCGUACAGCGAGUACGCUCAAAACGAUGACACCGACGCAUCCCUGAGCAUCGCCAUCCCGGACAGCAACGAUUCCAGUGGAAUCAGCGAUGCCCCGCCCCCUUACACACCCAGCGUCACAUCUCCAACCAAUCAGCAAGCAGAUAGCAACAGUCAAUCACAGCUGGAGGGAAGGUCAAGUUAGACUUCUCUCAUUAUAGAAACACAACAAGGGCUAAGCAACAGCUUUAGCCCCUCUAGGUCUUGUUUUUCCAUCUGGACUUAUUUUCUUCUCAAGCAAAUUAUACAAAGAAAAAAAGAUUUCACAUUGGCGGUGGAUCUUGCUCAUUCUCUUGACAUGAGAGAAUUUGGAUAGUGCACAAUAUGCAGUAUAAAGAAUGAGACUGGCCUGAUGCCAUCUCCUGGCAGAGUCGAGCACUGCUCUGCCCACGCUGGUGUACCGGUGCUUUCAGUUCACCCAUGCCUUAUGCUCAUUUCCUCCAGCAACACCACAGCGCAUAGCCAUACGACAGACACAGCCAUUUCAAAUAUUUUAAACAGUCACAUUCACCGACAUUUCUUUGCAGUAGUGUUGAAGAUUAAUGCCGUGAUCACGUGUGGCUGCUUGAGGAACUGUAAAUAGGCUAGUGGGUUGAUUGCCGUGCGGCAAGCACGUUUUGCGUUUCUUUCUUUUUUGUUUUUUCUCUAAAGUCCCAAAGGGAGAGGUUAAAGGGAUAGUUCACAUAAAAAUGAAAGAAAUAGUUCAGCCAUAAAAUGAAAUUUUGCUAAAAAUGUACUCAUCCCCCAGGCCAUCCGAGAUGUAGAUGAGUUUGUUUCUUUAGCGGAACAGAUUUGGAGAAACUUAGCAGUACAUCACUUUCUCACUAAGCGAAUGGGUGCCGUCAGAAUGAGAGUCUAAACAGCUGAUUAAAACAUUGCAAUCAUGUGCAAGUUAUUCACACAACUCCAGUCUAUCAAUGUCUUGUGAAAAGCGAAAAGCUGCGUGUUUAAAAUCCAUCAAGAAGUUUUUAACUUUCCACCAACAAAAACACAAAUCCGUCUAGUUGAGAAAUAUGCAUCAAGCUCAUGUGAAGACAGUGCUAAAUAAAUAUUGUGAUGUUUUCAUCAGCUGUUUAAACUUAAGUUCUGACGGCACCCAUUCACUGCAGUGGAUCCGUUGAUGUAACGCUACGUUUUUUCAAAUCUGUUCUGAUUGAGAAACAAACCUAACAUCUAGGAUGUCCUCAGGAUGAAUAAACUCUCAGCAGAUGUUCAUUUUUAGGUGAUCUGUUCCUUUAACAUUCUGUCAUUAUUUACUAACCCAUUUCAUGUCAAACCUGUGACUUUUUUUCUAUAUAAGUAAGCAGCGAUGUUUGGUUACCAGCAGUGACUCUUUUGGAUUGACAUGAGGGGGAGUAAAUGACAGAAUUUCUAUUUUCAGCUGAACCGUCGCUUUAAAGUAUAGAGGUCUAGCCUCAGGUUUAUUUAUAACCUCAGUUUAUAUGUGAUGACAAUUAAAAAAAAAAAAAAAAUCUUUUGCCCUGAAGCACUUUUAAUGUGUUGUAAUUGCCUUAAUUCCGUCUGUUGGUAAGUGUCCAAUAAUCCCGAAUCAACCAGAGCCGCUGUGGAUAGUGUGUGGAUCGUGUAAAUGUGCGCAGUCCUACUCUGUGUUGUAUCGCUUAUCAGGUUAACUGUAAUACACUGAUGCAUUUGAGAUCACGGAUGCCCUUAUUAACAAUUUCCGCUAACCGAAAUAGACUUUUCUUUUGUGUGUGUAUGUGUGCGUAAGUAUGUGUGUGCGUUAAGGCAUAUGUUAAGUGUGUGAUAAAUUCAAAAAGGACUUCCUCGUGAAAAUGUUUAUGUGCUUUGCUGAGCGCAUGAAGUCAUCUCUGUGCAAUUGUCGAUAUAUCAGGUUCACAUAAUGGGAUCAAUUUUUGUAUUAAAAAACAGUCCACAUGAAAGGAUGUGAUUAUAGUGUGCUUUUAGAAUAUGUGUGUGUAGUUCCGUUUCCUUUUCCUUCCUGAUCGCCCCGGUCCUUCACUAUAUAAUUUCAUUUAAUCAUAAUUUGAUUUAAAAUGCUAAUCCUGCAACAUGUAUUAUCUCAUUUAAACUGAAGUACUGUAUAUGCUAUUUUUGUAUUUAUGGAAAAACCCUUUGAAUCUCUUUCAAAAAUAAAGAUCGGUGAAAUGUG
Messenger RNA from Labeo rohita (rohu), 2925 nucleotides. RefSeq lists its product as uncharacterized. Lineage: Eukaryota; Metazoa; Chordata; Actinopteri; Cypriniformes; Cyprinidae. The coding region runs from base 427 to 939 and encodes 170 amino acids. The transcript is spliced from 5 exons. The record is from RefSeq and is a predicted model, not a curated record.